Messenger RNA from Rotaria socialis, 2316 nucleotides. The record is from the annotation of a GenBank genome assembly. NCBI's taxonomy places the organism in Eukaryota, Metazoa, Rotifera, Eurotatoria, Philodinida, Philodinidae.
AUGGCAUCAGUGAAUAGAAGUUCUUCACAAAAAUCACUCGAAAUAAAGACAAAAUCAAUUGAAGCAACACUUGUACCACUUGUAACACAAAUUUCAACAUUAGUUAAUUUUAAAGAAAGACCUCGGACUUCAUUAACAGCCAAUGAAAAAACACUUCAAGCUAUUAAUAGAGUAGGAGAAGCUGUACAUUUGGCGGUUGAACGUUUUGUUUCUGUCGGAGAGUCGAUUGCUAAUGAAAAUCCUGAAAUAAAGUCAGAUUUAAUUGAUGCAUGCCGUGAAGCUCGAUCAGCUGGCGAAUCUAUAAAACGUAUAACUUGCGUUGAAUACGAUACAUUCGGAAAACCAAUUUGUGUAACUGACAGACAAAGUAUGAUACAUGCUGCACGUAGUUUACUAAGUGCAGUAACACGUGUUCUACUAUUGGCUGACAUGGUUGUUGUAAAGCAGAUUAUUUCUAUUAAGAAAAAGGUCAUGUCGACAUUAAAUCGCCUUGAAACAGUAACAUCUUUUUCUGAGUUUAUCAAACUAUUUGCAAUCUAUGGAAGUCAAAUGGUUGAAUUAGCACAUCUAACAGGCGAUCGACAAAAUGACUUAAAAGAUGAACGACGCCGAUCCCAACUUUCAGCUUCUCGAACUAUUCUAGAAAAAUCUACGAUGCUUAUAUUGACUUCAUCUAAAGCUUAUCUUCGCCAUAUCGAAUGUCAUCAUUCUCGUCAAUGUCGAGAUCUUGUCUAUGAUCAAAUUCGUCGUGCACUCGAGAUGGCUGGUUUAAUAGUUUAUGAUUCAGGCUCAACAACACAAACCAACAAUCCAACACAGACACUUAUGCUUACUAAAGAUGAAAUUAAUUUCGUUAAAUCAUUAAGACAAUUUGAAUAUGCUGUUGAAAUGUUAAAUGUCUCAGUAACAUCAUCAACUAAAGAACAACUCCAACAAUUAUGUAGUAAAACUAUUGAUAAUAGUCAAGAUUUUACUGAUUCAAUUUAUAUAAGUAUUGAACAACGAGAAAAACUACUUGAAUUUCAUAAAAAUCUACAAGAACAACUCGGAGAAAUUAUUAAAAUUACAACAAAUACGAAUGAUACUGGAUUUUCAUUGAAAAAUGAUGUUCUUCCAUUAUCGAUUCAAACAAUUCAACAAUUAGCACGUGAUUUUCGAAAACACUUAGAACAAAUGACUAUAUAUCGUGCAUCGGAAUUCUUUCGAACACAUGAUGAAAAUGUUCUACUUAAUGAAAUAAAAACAUAUUCAUUGACGGGUCGAUUAGAUCUAUUACAGGAAGCUAUUGAUAAUUUUCGAGAGCAAGCCGAUAUUGCGAUUGAGUUAAGUAAACUAUUGAAACAUAUUAGUGCAUGCGAUCAAUUACAAGUAUCAAGCGAAUAUCAUGAUUUAGUAUUUCAAAAUUUAUCAAAUAUGAUCAUUGCAUCAGCACAGUCCGUUGCUGCACAUUCAACUAGCCGAGUACCAAAAGAAAAUCUUGAUGUUCUCUGUCGUUUUUGGGAACAGCAAAUCAAUGAUUUUUCAAUUCUUGUGAAAGAAAUAGAAGAUGUAAUAGAAGGUCGUGGUGAAAAAAACGUUUAUUUAUCAUUGCCAAGACCUGGUAAACAUGGAACAACAUCUAAAGCUGGUUUUAAACCAACAAAACUUGACUCUGAUGAGCAAGCUAAAAUUGCCAAAGCUGGUCUUGAAAUGAAAUUAGUUACUUCCGAAAUGGAUGCCGAGGCGGAAAAAUGGGAUCAACCACAAAGUGAAAUAGCUAAACGUGCAAAAAAUAUGUCAUCAAUGGCAUUUUCAAUGUAUUUGUUUACGCGAGGCGAAGGAACAUUACGCACGACACAAGAUUUAUUUACCCAAGCUUAUUAUUUUGUUGAAGAAGGUGCUCGUUUAUCUGCUAUUGUUCAUGAAUUUGCCAAUCAAAUACCAAAUAAAAAUGCUCGACAAGAUAUUUUAACACAAUUAGAAAGAAUACCAUUGAUGUGUCAUCAAUUAAAAUUAAAAUUAAAAACCCCUGUAUCAGGAAAAAAUUCAACAUUUUCAAAAGUCGAUACUGUUAUAUGUGAAACACGAGAUUUAAUGAAUGCAGUAGCUCGUUUGUGUACUAACGUUUUUGUUUGUCAAUCAAAAUAUAACAUUGUUGAUUAUCGUACGACUUCAAGUAAUCAUAAUUAUGUUCGACCACCGAUACCAUCUGUUAAAUGGAGUCGAACAACAACUAUGGAAAGAGACGAUCGUAUGGAAAGUAAACCGGAACGUGCAAUGCGUUCGUCAUCAUUACAGCGACCAUCGAACUAUUUACCGGACUAUGAUUGUAUAUAA